CAAUGUUAUCGUUAAGUGGCCAGCACUAACAUUCUGACAUGCGCAAUUUUUGCUAAUGACAAACUAAAAAAGCAAACACUAUUUUAUUAAAAGUAAAUAAAUAUCCAAAAUGUCGCGCCGUGCUAACUUUCUGGAUGCGAAUGACGCUUACCGCGAACAGAAUUUGCGGUUUGUACGGAACGAGCUUGAGGACAAUAUUAAUCAGUAUUUUGUUGGAGCGGGCGGCAAUGGUGGUGCUGAUGCUGACGCAGGUGCCAUGGUAGCUCCACCGCGCGACUCUAUUGUAGUGCAGCCCACUGCCGGCAGGAGAGACAGGAAUAUGGCCGACAUGCGUCUACGUCGUCAGUACUUUCUUAAUCUGGGAUUCGAUAAAAACCAGGCACAUGGCAUGGCCGUCGCUUCGAUGGACGUGCCCAACUUUGACUUGCACAAAAUGCAGCAGCAUCAGCAACAUCACCUGAAUGCUGAUCCACGCCAAAUCCGUAGCCUGCAGCUGAACGACAAUAUGCUGCGCGAAAUAGAAGAUAUGAUCGAGGAAUGUCAGCAGCGUAUCCGCGAACGCCCAUGCACGCCGCCGCCGCCAACUGAUAUCAAUUGGAGUGUUAGUCCCGAAGCUUCACCUCAGGCUAGACGACGCAUGCCAGUAUCACGUGGAACAAGUCCCGUUGACUUCAGACAAGAAAGGGACUUUCAACGUAAUGCCUCUGAUCAACGUCCGUCUGAUCGUAGAGCCAAUUUCCAGCCAGAUCGUUACGAGAACAUGCCGCAUCGUAAUAGGAACUCACCGCCGGAGUUUCAAAAUCGUAACCAGUAUUUUAAUGAUGAGCCACAGACAUAUAAUCGUAAUGAUAAUAUGCGUGCCGAGCAAAGAGAAAUGUACAAUGAUAAUUUUCAUUUAAGAAAUGAAGAAAUUAUGCAUUACAAUCAUAAUUAUAAUAAACGUGGUCAAAUGCAGCAAGAUUAUAAUCGCAAGGAAGCCCUUGCGGGUCCAGAGCGGGACUAUGAACAGCGCUCGCCAAAUUUCGAAAGAAAUAUGAAUUAUCGUAACAUGGAAACACAAAAUUUUAAUCACAAUCAAAACUUUCGUCAAAUUGAAUAUCAUAACAAUAGUAAUUCAAGAUUUGUUGGCAAUAAUCGUCAAACCAAUAAUGAAUUCGACUAUAACCGAGCAAAUGCUGAAUGCAGAGAUAUGCCUGCAAAUAAUAAUGCACAAUGUAUGCAUCGUAAUACGAAUUUUAAUAUUAAUAUCAGUCAUGAUAAUUUUGAAGAAAGUCGUAGAUAUGAUAACAACAAUUUUAACACACGUUGUGGAUCUGUCAAUGGAAACAAUGGCCGCAAUCUAAGGUUUGAAAACUAUGGGCCAGAUAAUGUUGCAUUCGACGAUCAACGUGCAAGCUCUGAGGAUCGCUUUAAUGAGCCGCGUGGUUUCAGAAUGAACCAAAGCAAUGUCAACAACUUACCAAACCGACAGUUUCAACGUACCAUCUGUUUAACUAACUUUGAUAAUUUUCCGGAGAAUCAUCAGUCUGGUUUUGUUAGCUUUGAAGAUGCGGAUUAUAAUGAGCGCCAAACAAUUGAUCGUCAGAAUUUUAUGCCACGAAAUAAUUCUGAGUCUGAGCAAUACCAGACAGCCAAUUACAUAAACAAUGGAGCUCAAGCAAACUGGCCAAAUAAUAAUGCCGAACAUAGCAGCGGCUCGAUCGAUCAAUCCAAUAGAGCCAAAGUUCGUAGUCGACUUGGUCCUUUUAGGAAAUUGGAGGACGUAGUCGGGCAGCGGCCUAUGAGCAACAAAGCAUAUACUAGCAUAGAUAUCACUGAUGAUGACGAUGUGCCCACAACUAGCAGAAGAAUGGAGUCAAUUGGCAAGCAGCCUAGCAAACAAAUUGGCAAAGCAAUUGGUAUCGGUCAGAAACGCGCUGCUGAGGAACCCAUUCAGGAAUUAACUAAAUCCCAAGCAAGGAAACGUAAAAUUGCAGAGAGGCGAGGUUUUUUUAUUGGCGGCCAGCGACUGCCCUAUCUGAGAGAUUAUAGCAUGACAUGGCCACAGCCGGAGCACAGAUCUUAUGCAGUUAGAUUUUUCAAACAGAAGCCAAACUAUAAUACAUCCAUAUUUGCUGAUGAGGCUCAGGAGGCUAAUGUAGUGUUUGAUGUAAGCGAUGAAGAUGGCUCAGAUGCCGAAUUCCCAGUGGAAAAUAAUAAGAGCCAAGCUCUACAAUUGGGCAAAAGGAAGAAAAGAAGUAUACGUGCCGAUAUUGAAAAAUCCUGGAUAACUGUCUACCGUGACAAGAAUUACAAGUGUUGGCACACAUGGUGGAGUGCCUUCAAGUGGUGUGAGGCCGAAAUAAAUAAAAAGCUAGAGACAUAUGGUCCAUUGAAUGUGGAACUUAAGUUUUUGCCCUUUUUUAAACAUAAACACAAAAACUUAACGAUAGGUGAGGUAUUAAGAUCGGCUCACUUUGCUCUGGAGGAAAAUACAUCCAGAUUUAUUACCAAUAUGAGAACAUUUUUUGUGCUGAUGAAUGAAACUUUUCUUGCUAAUCUCUCGCCGCACUCAAUGAAAAAAUUACAGAAUAUGAUACGCAAUACUGCGAACCACUUGUGGGUUUAUAAAAUGCGUAGCAUGCUCUAUUUAUGGUCGGAGUACUAUAACUGCGCCCAAACAAAUAAUCUUAGCGCUGUGCAGGCCAGAUGGAAAAAUCCUGUAUUCCAUUGGAUGGCCAGGCAAGCGUUUCAAGAGCUUAAGGCUAUAAGUGCCAUUGAAUGGCCUGAACACAAUGAACAGUAUAAUGAUAUUUAAAAAGCAAAGCAAACCAAACACUAUUCUUUUUUU
Molecule: messenger RNA, 2830 nt
Organism: Drosophila busckii
Lineage: Eukaryota; Metazoa; Arthropoda; Insecta; Diptera; Drosophilidae
Gene: Pih1D1
Product: PIH1 domain-containing protein 1
Exons: 5
Coding region: 110-2797 (895 amino acids)
Biological process (GO): rRNA processing; box C/D snoRNP assembly
Cellular component (GO): R2TP complex; ribonucleoprotein complex; cytoplasm
Source: RefSeq, a predicted model, not a curated record